AUGUUAUCCCGAAUAAUUCCUAACAAAUCCAUACUAUCCUCCAUGGUAUGCCAACAAAUUCGAAACAAACAAACGAUAUCCAUGGUUGGUGAAGUCAAUCUAUCUUCUCGAAGAGUUAUGCGUAAGAUCAAAUUAGGCAAAGCACGUCCAGCUAUAAUGUACCAGUUUGACACAUUAGUUGAACUUAGCGAUGGUUCAGUAAUUAAACGUCGAUCCCAAGCUCCCAAGGAUGAAAUCAGAAUGAUUAAUGAUCAAAGAAAUAGUUUGAAAUGGAAUCCACAUAGAGCCGACUUAGAUACUUCUGAUUUAACAGCAACCGGUAAAAUUGGUAAGUUUAGAAGUAAAUAUGCUGGAUUUAGUGGUGAAGAAGAAACUCAAGACAAGAAGGAAACUAAGGGUAAGGAUGCUGAGAAGGAGUUGUCUUUGGAGGAGGAAGAGACAUUGAAGGCUAAAGAAAAAGAGUUGAGCAAGGCAAGAGAUCAAGAAUUAUUUGAUUUGAUGGGUGAAAACGCCGAAGAAAUUGUCGGUGGUGGUAAAUUGUAUGACAAGAAGGCUGACAAGAAGAGGUUCAAAUAA
Molecule: messenger RNA, 576 nt
Organism: Lodderomyces orthopsilosis Co 90-125
Lineage: Eukaryota; Fungi; Ascomycota; Pichiomycetes; Serinales; Debaryomycetaceae
Gene: MRPL36
Product: mitochondrial 54S ribosomal protein bL31m
Exons: 1
Coding region: 1-576 (191 amino acids)
Biological process (GO): mitochondrial translation
Cellular component (GO): mitochondrial large ribosomal subunit
Molecular function (GO): structural constituent of ribosome
Source: RefSeq, a predicted model, not a curated record